Molecule: messenger RNA, 3623 nt
Organism: Cajanus cajan (pigeon pea)
Lineage: Eukaryota; Viridiplantae; Streptophyta; Magnoliopsida; Fabales; Fabaceae
Product: disease resistance protein RML1A
Biological process (GO): signal transduction; defense response
Molecular function (GO): ADP binding
Source: RefSeq, a predicted model, not a curated record
UCCUUCUUUGCUUUCCAGUUACCUUGUGCUCAUUGUAUCGUGAUAAUCAAUAUACAGCUGAGACAGAAAGAUCAAGAGCUUGUUCCAAUUUAAUGGCACAUUCUUCUUCAGGAUCUUCUCAAAUAAAACAUGUUCUCUCUCUUUGUCUCCUACUUAUUUCGGGAUUGUCAGGGUGUGCAUCAAAGCAAAUGUCAGAUAGCAUUCCUCAAAUAAAGUAUGACGUUUUUGUUAACUUUAGGGGCGAGGACGUUCGUCGCGGUUUUCUUGGUUAUUUGACUGAGUCUUUUCAUCAAAAGCAAAUAUCUGCCUUUGUAGAUACUAAACUUGAGAAGGGGGAUGAAAUAUGGCCUUCAAUUGUUAGAGCAAUUCAAGGAUCAUUGAUUUCGUUGAUUAUAUUCUCUAGAAACUAUUCCUCUUCACGUUGGUGUUUGGAAGAACUUGUGAAAAUACUUGAGUGCAGGGAGAAAUACAACCAAACUGUAAUACCUGUUUUCUACCAUGUAAAUCCCACAUAUGUACGACAUCAAAAGGGGACUUAUGGAAAAGCUCUUGAUGAACAUGAAAAGAAAUAUAAUUUGACCUCAGUGCAAAACUGGAGACAUGCUUUGAAGAAGGCUGGCAAUAUAUCGGGAAUAAAGUCCUUCGAUUACAAGACAGAAGUUGAGCUCCUUGGAGAAAUCAUCAAUAUUGUUAAUCUUGUGUUGAUGAGUUUGGAUAAGCACCCAUUUAACUUAAAAGGACUUGUGGGAGUCGACAAACCAAUUCAACAUUUGGAAUCAUUGUUAUACCAAGAGUCAAAAUAUGUCCGUGUCAUUGGAAUUUGGGGUAUGGGUGGUAUUGGAAAGACAACUAUUGCCGAAGAAAUAUUUAAGAAAUUAUAUUCCGAAUAUGAUCGGUAUUAUUUUCUGGCAGAUGUAGAUGAAGAAUCAAUAAGACAUGGAACAAUUUAUUUGAAGGAAAACCUUUUCUCUGCACUACUUGAAGAAAAAGUGAAAAUCAACAUAGUGCAUGGAUUGUCAAAUUAUAUUAAGAGAAAGAUCAGUCGUAUGAAGGUUUUAAUCGUUCUUGAUCAUGUGAAUGAUUCAAAUCUGCUAGAAAAAUUGUUUGGAAGCCAUGAUUGGUUUGGACGAGGCAGUAGAAUCAUUAUAACAACCAGAGAUAAACAAGUUCUUAUUGCUAAUAAAGUUGAUGAUAUAUAUCAUGUUGGGGCAUUGAACUCUGGUGAAGCACAUGAAAUUUUUACUUUGUAUGCCUUUAACCAAAAUCAUUUUGAUAUGGAGUAUUACAAGCUAUCAAAGAGGGUGGUCAAUUAUUCUCAAGGCAUUCCAUUAGUUCUUAAAGUUUUGGGACAUCUUCUUUGUGGGAAAGAUAAGGAAGUAUGGGAGAGUCAACUAGACAAACUAAAAAACAUGCCAAAUAGAGAUAUUUACAAUACAAUGAGAUUAAGUUAUGAUGAUCUAGACCGCAAAGAACAAAAGAUUCUUUUGGAUCUUGCAUGUUUUUUUAUGGGAUUGAAUUUGAAAGUGGACCGCAUAAAAGUUUUAUUGAAAGAUAGUGAAAGAGAUGUUUCGGUAGUUGCUGGAUUAGAAAGGUUGAAAGAUAAAGCUCUUAUAACCAUUUCUGAAGAUAAUGUUAUAUCCAUGCACGAUAUCAUACAAGAAAUGGCUUGGGAGAUUAUUCGUCAUGAAUCCAUUGAAGAGCCUGGAAACCGUAGCCGAUUGAGUGAUCCUCAUGAUAUUUAUGAAGUAUUGAAAUAUAACAAGGGAACUGAGGCCAUAAGAAGCAUAAGGGCAGAUUUGUCAGUAAUUAGGAAGCUGCAGUUAAGCCCUCACGUAUUUACUAAGAUGAGUAAACUACAGUUUUUGUAUUUUCCUAGUAAAUAUAAUCAAGAUGGCUUUUCUCUUCUUCCUCACGGGCUUGAAUCUUUUCCAGUUGAGCUAAGAUAUCUUGGUUGGAUGCGUUACCCUCUGAAAUCCUUGCCAGAGAAUUUUUCUGCUGAAAACCUUGUUAUAUUGGAUUUGUCAUAUAGCCAAGUGGAGAAACUUUGGAAUGGAGUGCAGAAUUUGAUGAAUUUGAAAGAAAUUAAAGUCUCUGGUUCUGAAAAUUUGAAGGAGCUGCCAGACCUUUCAAAAGCCACAAAUCUUGAAGUGCUAGAUAUCAAAUUUUGUCCUCUGUUGACUAAAGUGGCUCCAUCUAUUCUCUCACUCAACAAGCUUGAGAGAUUGUAUCUAGCUUUUUGUUCCCUUACUAAAAUUUCAAGCGAGAACCACCUAAGGUCCCUUAGUUAUCUCAAUCUUCAAUCAUGCAAAAAACUAAGGGAAUUUUCAGUGACAUCAGAGAACAUGAUUGAACUUGAUUUAUCAUCAACUCGUGUCAAUGCCUUGCCCUCAUCUUUUGGAAAUCAAAGGAAGCUCGAAAUCCUGUGGCUAAGAGACAGUGGCAUCGAGUGUUUUCCUUCAAGCUUCAAGAAUCUUUCAAGACUGCGACAUCUGAAUGUAUAUAAUUCCAAGGAGCUUCAUACUCUAACAGAACUUCCCCCAUCCCUUGAAAUUCUAGAUGCCACAGAUUGCACAUCAUUGAAGUCUGUGCCAUCAAUUUCUGAACAGUUCAAUGAAAACAGGAGAGAGGUUCUAUUUUGGAAUUGCUUGAAAUUGGAUGAACAUUCUCUCAAGGCUAUUGUGUUCAAUGCACACAUUAAUGUGAUGAAAUUUGCAUAUCAACAUUUAUCUGCACCUGAUCAAAAUUCCGAUGAUUACGAUCAUACUUAUGAAUCUGAUCAAGUAAAGUAUGUGUAUCCAGGAAGUAGUGUUCCACAGUGGAUGGAGUAUAAAACAACAAAGGAUUAUAUAAUUAUUGAUCUCUCUUCUACUCCACACUCCUCUCAGUUAGGCUUCAUUUUUGGCUUUGUUAUCUCUGGUCCUAUGGUGAAGGCAAUAAUUGGUUAUAGAUUUACGUUUUAUAUCACUGUGAAUGAUGAUGAGGAUGAAAGUAAAAAGAAUACUAUCGACAUAAACAUGUCUGACUCAAUUGUUUGGGUUGCAUCGGAUCAUGUGUGUUUGAUUUAUGACCAAAGAUGUUCUCACUACCUAAACAGUAAAGCCAAAAAUCAAACAAGGUUUAAAAUCAAGGUUGAAGCGAUGGCAGCUGCGGUAGCUCAUCAACGGGACGUGGGGUUAAAAGGGUUUGGAGUCAGCCUAAUAAACACCAUAGCAUAUAACAAUUUCAUUCAAGAAAUGAACACCUUAUCAGAUCAUAGUUUCAUUCAAGAAAUAAACUCCUCAGCAGAUCGUAGUUUCAUUCAUCAAGUAAACACCUCAACAGAUCACAGUUUCGUUCAAGAAAUAAACACCUCAGCAGAUCACAGUUUCAAUGUUCAACAAAUGGAAGUGUCUGCUCAUAUGUAUUUCAUUCCAAUGCUUCCUAUCAUCCUGCUGACAUCCUUCUUGUUGUUAAGACGCAGACUUUGCUUUAGAAACAAGUUUUUCUAAGUAAAUUCUUGUUGUAGUUAUACUGUAGACCUGCUGAGUGCUUAUACAAACAACAAUAAGAUUCAUUGAUAUUUCCCACGUGGAGAUGUACGUUGGAAAUCGAAAAGAAAAUGUAAGAAGAUAAUGAAAUGAAAA